This is a messenger RNA of Eleginops maclovinus (Patagonian blennie), 851 nucleotides long. RefSeq names its product speriolin-like protein. The transcript has 4 exons. Gene Ontology annotation, cellular component: centrosome. The record is from RefSeq and is a predicted model, not a curated record. Bases 9 to 836 code for a protein of 275 amino acids. NCBI's taxonomy places the organism in Eukaryota, Metazoa, Chordata, Actinopteri, Perciformes, Eleginopidae.
GCCCCCAGAUGGACCUGGAGCAAACUGUUGCUGUCUUGCUGUCAAAAAAUGAACAACUCGGGCAGGAAAACCAUCUGUUGAAGUCGGUGUUAGGUUUACUCAAGGAAAAUGUAGACCUGACAGCCAGGAUGCAGAGCUGUAACAAUGACACUCUGGAGGAAUUAACAGUUUGCUCAACAUCAGGAAGACAACCGCCCAGUCUGUGUCAACACACCUUUGACGAGAGGCAAUUCAAAAAAGACAUCCAACAAACCAGAUUGAAGCGAACAUCAUCCCCUGUCGAUUUCACAACUUUCAUCCAAAGCUCGGUGCAAACAGCUAUAAGUGACAGAACAGAGUUUCAAAGCUCCCAGGCUAAGACUCCUUUUCAAGUCAAAGGUCCAGAUAGAUUGCUGGGAGAGGUUGCCUACCAACUGGAUAGGAGGAUUCUGUCCCACAUCUUUCAGGGCCACAGGAGGCUUUAUGGUUUCACAUUGCUCAAUAUCCCAGGGAAAAUAAAAGAGGUAUCAACACACCCACUGACAGGAAAGGUAGAUGAGGGCUAUCAGCUGCAUCUCACUCAGAGGCACGGUGACCUCAUGAAGAAGUUGAACCAGCUUGGGUAUAAAACAGAACUUCACCCUGCUUUUACUGAAUUUAUUGUCAACAACUAUGGGAUCCUGAAGGAGAGGCCGGGUGAAAGCAGCGACCAGGCAACUGACUACAAUAAUCCAAAUUUUCUGAUGAAGCUGAUAAUGACCAAAGCACCAACAGAGCUUAAGAGGGACCUGCUGGUUCUGCUCACCUGCCUCUGCAGUAUGGCUGAUGGGGAUAGAAAGCCUCUCCUUCUCUGGUAGACUUCACUUUCCAAA